AUGAGGGGCCUGCUGCUGACCGCUCUUCUGGCUUUGGUCCCAGAGCCCAGGGCCCAGGCGGUGUGGCUGGGAAGACUGGAUCCUAAGCAGCUGCUCGGGCACUGGUAUGUCCUCGCUGUGGCCUCCCGGGAGAGGGGCUUUGCCGUGGAGAAGGACGUGAAGAACGUCGAGGGGGUCGUGGUGACACUCACUCCAGAAAACAACCUGAAAGUGCUGACCUCUCGGCACGGCCUGGAGGGUUGCAACCAGAACAUUGUGCAGCUGCUGAGACAGAAUUCCGGAUGGGUAUUUGAGAAUCCCUCUCUGGGCGUGCUGGAGUACCGGGUGCUGGGCACUGACUUCAAAGACUACGCCAUCAUCUUCACCCAGCUAGAGUUUGGGGACGAGGCCUUCAACACUGUGGAGCUGUACAGUCGGACAGAGAUGGCCAGCCAGGAGGCCCUGCGGCUCUUUACCAAGUGGAGCAAGGGCCUGGGCUUCCUGUCCCAGCAGCAGGCCCAGCUGCAGAAGGACCUCACCUGUGCACGCAAGAUCCUCCAGCCCAGGCUGGCUGGAGGCUCGUGCUCAGGGGAGGGUCAGACGCCCUCAGGGGGCCAGGCGGAGAUUUAA
Cynocephalus volans (Philippine flying lemur) is the source of this 609-nucleotide messenger RNA. RefSeq names its product lipocalin 6 (gene LCN6). Gene Ontology annotation, molecular function: small molecule binding. Lineage: Eukaryota; Metazoa; Chordata; Mammalia; Dermoptera; Cynocephalidae. Bases 1 to 609 code for a protein of 202 amino acids. The record is from RefSeq and is a predicted model, not a curated record. The transcript has 7 exons.